Molecule: messenger RNA, 1554 nt
Organism: Caenorhabditis bovis
Lineage: Eukaryota; Metazoa; Nematoda; Chromadorea; Rhabditida; Rhabditidae
Source: the annotation of a GenBank genome assembly
AUGACCGCCGGCGGUGUUGGUUCGAAGGCGAGGCCGAAUCGGCCGCCGAUUUUCGACUACCCAAAAUUACCAGAAAUCAAAUUAUGCUUUAUUGUAACUAUUAUCACGAUGACGUAUGCCUGGUACGGCGUUUACCAAGCUAGCCAAAACUACAAAUGGCGAAUGGGCGAUUUCGGCAUCUGGAGUCGUCCGCCAUUGAUCGGCAAUUUGACGGGAAAUCGAAUGAAGGACGUCACCAAUUGGGAAUGGUCUCGAUGGUCCCCGAUGGCGUUGAACUAUCUGCCCGUCUACCUCGCCCAUUUCCUAUUGUUCAAUAUCGGCAGCGCCUAUCUCGCCGACGCCAUAUUUAUUCCGACGUACACGCUCGCCUCAAUCGCCGCCGUCGCCUACAGCUUCACGCCGUUCCUUGUCGUCGUCUCAAUCGUUCUGGGAUUCGGCGUCUUUCUGACGGCCACCUACGUUCGAAAAACCUACGCGGUCUGGCUAAGCGCCCUACCCGUAUUGUAUAUUCUGAUGCACGAGUCGACAAGCGUCGCCGACGAUCCGUUUCUCAUAUUCACAUUUCUGUCGUAUUCAAUGAUCAGCUACAUCUCAUUUUCGUUGGAGCAUCUGCGCGGCGAGACGCGCAACGAGGACGACACGUUGGCGAAGCGUCUCCUUCGCAUGUACUUCUACGCGUUCUAUCAGCCCUACCUAUUCUCGCUGAUCGUCUUGUAUCCCGAUUUCGAGCGUCAAAUGCGCGAGCGUCGCGUGAGACGACGCGAUUGGGCGGCGACGUUGUGGUUCGGCGCGCGCAUCGCAUUCUGGUGGUGGUUCAUGGACGCCUCGUUGCACUUCUUCUAUCACGAAGCGGUGCUCAAGAAUCAAGCGUACCUCUAUUCGCUGCCCAAGGAUCAGUUCGUCGCGUUGGGAAUGGCGCUCGGCAUCUUCUUUCAUCUCAAGUACGCCGUCAUUUUCGGACUGCCGUCGUUCUUCGCCAAACUCGACAACAUGGAUCCGCUGCCGGGCCCGAUUUGUCUCAUUCGCGUCACACUAUAUUCAAAGGUGUGGCGUGAAUUCGAUCGCGGCCUCUACCAGUUCUUCAAAAAGUACAUAUUUGUGCCGAUUUGCGCGCCGACGUUCUCGUUGCCGCGCAAAAUCUUAGGCGUUCUCAUUUCCUACGGCUUCGUCCUUCUAUGGCACGGCUUCUACCAUCACAACAUCGUGUGGAUCGCGUUGAACAUUCUCGCGCUAUUCAUUGAAAUGACGUCCAAGUCGGUCUACACGAUCGAAUCGGUUCGCAAAUAUCGCGAGUCGAUGAUCACCGACGUCAACUUCCGACGCCUUCUCGCCUGGUGCCACAUUUUGCCGUUCGCCAUCGGCCUCUACUCAAACUUCUAUUUUCUUGGCGGCUCCGACGUCGGCGCGGCGUUCGUCCAACGAUUCCUCAUCGAGGAGACGAUCACCGUCCGAUGGCCGUUCCUGUUGAUCAUCUCGCUGGGAUGGUUCCAUAUGAACACCGCCAUGGAAGUGGAUCGGAUUAAGAGUGAGAAUGCCAAACGCAAGGUGCAAUGA